CAUGGACAGCGACCCUGCCAGCUCGCCAUAGACCGCUGACGGCGACAGCAGGCGAUGAGGGGCAGGGCAUGUUCAUUUUGUAAUGAUUAUAAUAGGCUACAGCAUAAUCUACGAUCAUGUUACUGCGGCACUGACAGCUAAACUGUAGCAGACAGGAUGCGGGCUUUCCAAUAGACAUACACCUCAUUUUCCAUUUUUCAGCUACCGAAAAGAUCCCCUUAUUUUGGAAAUCACCGAUCAACAUGCCUCCGUCGCUGGUCUCUGGCUUUUCCUAGGGUGGAGUGGCUCUAAAUGAUAACAGAUGCAAUGCACGUCUGACAAAUAGCUCGUCUUGGGGGACUCUGCAGAGAGCAAGGUAGUGAAAUCGGUUCCUCUUCCUACCCCACGCCCUGUCAUUAUUAUCAAUAGCUGCCCAGCACCAUGUCCCCUCCGGCAUCGGCUGCGACAGCGAGUGAAAGCAGUACAACCACCGUUUUCGAGGAGGACACCAGAGAGGAGCAAAGACCCCUGAAGCAAUCUCUGAGCAAGUCUCUAUGCCGGGAGAGUUUUUGGAAAUGUCUGCUCUUGUCCAUUCUCAUGUACGGCUGCAUGGGAGCCAUGGUUUGGUGUCAUGUCACCAAGGUGACUCGCCUCACCUUUGACAGUGCCUUCAAAGGGAAAUCCAUGAUGUACCAUGACAGCCCCUGCUCUGAUGGCUAUAUCUACAUCCCUCUGGCCCUACUGGGCAUGCUCUAUUUGGUCUAUCUUGUGGAGUGCUGGCACUGUCAUGUGAAGAAUGAGCUGCAGCACAAAGUGGAUGUGGAGGGCAUCUAUGAGCGCAUCCAAAGGAUGCAGCAAGCGAAACCCUGCAUCUGGUGGAAGGCCAUCAGCUAUCACUAUGUUCGCCGAACACGUCAAGUCACACGCUACCGCAAUGGAGAUGCUUACACUAGUACCCAGGUCUACCAUGAACGUGUCAACACCCAUGUGGCAGAAGCUGAAUUUGACUACAGUCACUGUGGUGUGAAAGAUGUUUCAAAACAGCUGCUGGGCUUGGAGAAGUCUGCUCUUACGAAGAUGCGGUUCACUAAGUGCUUUAGUUUCGCAAAUGUUGAGUCAGAGAAUUCCUACCUUACGCAACGAGCAAGGUUUUUCACUGACAAUGAAGGCCUUGAUGACUACAUGGAAGCCAGGGAGGGCAUGCACCUGAAAAACAUUGAUCUGAAGGAGUAUGUCAUGGUGCUGUCUGACCCAGAGCACCACCCCUGGUAUCUGUCCCAUUAUGUCUUCUGGUUUGCCUCAUUCCUCACUUUCUCCUGGCCUCUCAGAGUCUUCACAGAGUAUCAUACUGAAUAUGUCCACUACCGUGUUGAGAAGCUCUUUGGGCAUGAUUACCUCCCUGUGACCCCAUGUGAUGAUCGUCCAUAUUGGCGUCGUAUCCCGCGUGUUAACACCAUUGACAGUACAGAAUUGGAAUGGCACAUUCGGUCCAACCAGCAGCUGGUGCCCAGUUACUCGGAGGCCGGCCUGAUGGACCUGGCUCAGUGCCCGACUAGCUUCAGUGGGAUACGUCAGAAUUGUGAGCGCUGCCACAGAGCCAUCAGCUGCUCCUCAGUGUUUUCCAGGAGCGCCCUUAGCAUCUGUACUGGUGCCAGCUCCCGCAUUCCCUUCAGCGCCAGUCGGUUCUCCCUGACGCGACGCUACGGCUCCCAGCGCAGCUGCUUCUGGAGGAGCGGCAGCUUGGAUGACCAGGAGAGUCCCAGCGAAAACACCCGCUGUCUGUCAGAGCGCCUCACCACAGAUGAUGAGGGACCCCCACAGUAUGAAGACGCACUUUGCUACCCAGUGCUCAUUGUCCACUGCAGUGAAAAUUGCCACAACCACAGAUCUUUCCACAGAAAUGGCUCCUGUGUGGAGACUUCCUUAUGACUAUGCAGUCACUGACAAAACACGGUGGCAUUUCUGUAGCAUACAAAACAAUUCAGAAUCAGAGUGGGCAAACAAGUCUUAAUGUGAGAUAUUCAUGCUGUAUUGUCAUACAAUCUAAAACAAAUGUCUGAAUCCUGAAUGUGUGAAUCACCAAAGCAAUAACAGUGAUUAGCGAGUGGAGAACAAAGUGACAGUGGUAUAGUACGUGAACCUACUGGUACACACACAGGAAAAUUAUAUCUGCCUGGCUUCCAAUGAAAACCAAGCAGACAACGACUGUUAGACUGUACAUCAUUGCCAUAGCUUUUAAGAUCUCAUAUGUAUCAUACAUGUGAAACUAAAACUGAAGCUGCAGUUACCUCAUCUGAUCUUUUCAGAGGCCACGGACAAGAUGGGCUGGUUAAAAAAAUCUCCUUCAUUCAGUGAAAUCUGAGUCAGAAAAACACAUCAGAGCUGACCAGUCAGAUAAAGUUGGAGCUGAUUUUGAUGAUGUUAUCAUCAUCAAGAAUGGUAAGGAGGAGUUUCUACAAACUGAACUUACUUCUAAUUACAGCAAUAACUGUGAAAAUGAAUACCAUCUCACAAGUGAAAACAUAAAAGAAGGAAUAACAAAUCAAAUACGUUGCAUUUAUGCAUUUUACAAAGAUACAUUGGCCAUUAAAGAAACCUCCAAUCCAAAAGAGAAAAAAAAAAAAAAAGAACUCUUGGAUACUCACAACUGUUAUACAAAUCUGUGACGUUUUUCAUUAAUUAUGUGAAGUGUUGUAAUUCUACUUUUUUUUUGUGUACCUACUUUUUUAAAUUAUCAACAUACCUAAUCUAUUUCUACUUUAGUUAGUGACUUUCUGCAUUGCCCAGAAUGCCUUUGGACUUUCUUCUAUGAGCGCAUACAAAUACAUGCUGUGGGUUUUAUGUGUUGCUGGAAGGUGACAAAGAUAGUAAAAACAGAGUGACAGCUGUUUUAAUUGAGCAAAAAGACUUGUGUCCCUUACUCAGAACAAACCUUUCUUGUGGCUAUUUCACAUUCUGGUCUAUUGGGGCCACUAUGAGAUGGCGCAUUUUGUAUUAACAGAUAUGCUUCUACUACAGUGGAUCUCUCCCUGUUUGACUGUUGACUGUUGGUGCUAUAUUGCAAAUCCAGAGAGAAACAUUUCUUUUCUUUGGAUAUCGAUGGACUAACACCUAAACAUUUUCUUCACAGUUGAUGAUACUUUUUUCCUAUAAACCACCACUGUAGCUGUUGGAAUUCUCUUAGUGUGAUGACACAUUGUCACUGUUUGGGUAUCUGCAAGGAAAUAAGAAACAACACAGCAGAAUUAGUAAAGCUUUUAACAUUAUUAAAGUCUAUUAGGUUGGAUUUUUGCUUUAACAUUUGACACAUGAUUGCCUGACCUGGAAACUAAAACACUGUUAGAGCACAAACAAGGUCUAGGGCUCCACCAGAACAAACUAAAAUACAUUAUGAAAAAUCACCCAUGAUAAUUUAAGCAAGGCUUUAUCUUUGUUCCUACUGCCAGGACUAAACCUGCUGGCAACUGUGGUACAAUCACAUAUACAUGUCAUUACAUUAUUCCUGUGGUCAGAAAAGAAAAGGACAGGUUUACAUUGAAUCUACAAUACAUUUGAACAGGCGGAUGUCACAUUAGUCACUACCAUUAUCAACUGCCAUACAACAAACCAUGGUGUGGAUUUCGCUGCAAAAAAGACCCACAAGGUCAUUAAAUCAGUGCUUAAUGUGCAUGAUUUCCUUAUACUAAGACGAUGCGUUAAAACCUAUAAAACAUACCUGAAUGUAAACCACCAGCAUAUAUGAUAAACUGUAGGAUAUGUCCAUUAUGUGUCUAUGUUAAAGAUAUAAUGCUCCAUUUUCCAUUUGUAAAAUGGUGAUUUCACUAUCCAGUGUACAGUACUGAAUGUGCUCAGAGAGUGAGAGCACAGCACACGCCAACAUGUCACCAUGUUUCCAAGAGAGACUUUGUUGUGUCUUGUUGUUGGAUUUAUCUGGGGGAUCCCUGACUCUUUUGAGCAGAGUUUACAGGCAGUAUAUGCAAGGAUGUAAAUGUCCUCAUGUUUACACAUGGACAUCAUACAAACUUUAUAAUACUGACUUUUUUUACAACAUCUAACAAGAGAAUAUUGUACGUGUCCUACAAAUAAAAUCUUGUUUUUAUAUCGUUUCCUAUAAUGUAGUGACACUAGUAUUAUGCGCUUGAAGUGACACUAGACAUUAUGAAUUGUAGUGAAGCUGAAUGUUGAUGUAAAUUCCCUUAAAGUAAUAAAGUAUUCAUGAUGAUAUAUUGACAAAUACAUAACUGCUCAGACAUAAACCAAUAUACAACCACUUAAAGCUUCUUGUAAAAUGUUUUAAAUACUCUUGUUGUCAUUAUAAUCAAAUGGGCUGUAUAAAUAACUUGAUUACGUUUUAAAUCAUGUAUUCAAAUUUAUCUUAUGCUGGAACAAUAGAAGUUGCAAUAAAUGCCUGGGGAAGCCCA
This is a messenger RNA of Micropterus salmoides (largemouth bass), 4400 nucleotides long. It is a transcript of the gene tmem151bb, whose product is annotated as transmembrane protein 151Bb. The coding region runs from base 421 to 1908 and encodes 495 amino acids. NCBI's taxonomy places the organism in Eukaryota, Metazoa, Chordata, Actinopteri, Centrarchiformes, Centrarchidae. The record is from RefSeq and is a predicted model, not a curated record. The transcript has 2 exons.